UUAGUCCACAAUCUUCUUCACGACCGGUACAACUUUGCCUCGUCAGACACAAUGGCUUCCAUCAAGACCAUCUCCCCCUCAACAAACAAAGUCGUCUGUGAGCUCCCAGAGACCUCCCUUGAUGAGGCGCGGGACAUAGCUCGGCGAUCUCUAAUCGCCUUCCAGUCCUUUCGCAAGCUCGACUUGGCCCAGCGACGGGCGAUAGUGGAGAAGGGACUCGCUGGAAUUCAGGAACGGAAAUUCGGACUUGGCCAUGAACUCGCUGAGCAUAUGGGACGGCCUGUUGCCGCGAGCCAUAAGGAAAUCGAGACCAUGCAGAAGCGCGCUGAUUAUCUCCUCGAUAUUGCUGAAGAGGCACUGGCGAGUCUGCCGGGACGCCCCGAGAAGGGAUUCCGGAGGGAGAUCAAGAAGAUUCCUGUCGGGCCAACGCUUAUUGUUUUUGCUUGGAACUUCCCUUAUCUCAUCAUCGUCAACGCUCUCAUUCCCGCCCUGCUAGCAGGAAACUCGGUUAUCCUCAAACCUUCCCCCCAGACACCUCUCAUUGCAGAGCACCUCGUCGAUAUCUUCAAAAAGGCUGGCCUGCCCAAGGAUGUCCUUCAAGUUGUCCAAUCUGGGGAUCCGGAAGCGCUGAAGGAGCUUGUCAAGCUCCCUGAGCUCGGCCUCGUCAGCUUUACCGGUUCCACAGUCGGCGGUCUGGCCAUUCGUGAAGCCACCAGUGGACGCACCAUUCCUGUCAACCUGGAGCUUGGGGGUAAUGAUCCGGCCUACGUUCGACCCGAUGCCGACCUCAAGUACGUCGCCGCUCAAUUGGUUGAUGGCGCUGUCUUCAAUUCCGGCCAGAGCUGCUGUGCUAUUGAGCGUAUAUAUGUCCAUGCUGAUGUGCACGAUGCCUUUGUCCGUGAAGUCCAAGAAGAGCUCAAGAGGUACAAGCUCGGUGAUCCCCUCGAGGCAGACACCAUGGUUGGGCCAGUCAUUUCCCGCGCUGCUCAGAACAACAUCAAUGCACAGAUCCAGGAUGCUCUAGCCAAGGGCGCUGUGGAUGCGACGCCUAAGAACGAGAGCUUCCUCAGUGCAUCCCCCACGGGCAACUAUGUCCCCCCUACUCUUUUGACCCACGUUACACAUGAGAUGGAUGUCAUGCGCGAGGAGACGUUCGGUCCUGUGAUCCCCGUUGCCAAAGUCAAGGAUGAUGAGGAAGCCCUGCGCCUGAUGAACGAUAGCGACUACGGUUUGACUGCCAGUAUCUGGACCAAGGAUAUUGCCCGCGGGGACGAGCUAAUUGAUCAGCUCGAAGCUGGUACUGUCUUUGUGAAUAGAUGCGACUACCCUAACCCUGAUCUUGCCUGGACUGGAUGGAAGAAGUCAGGGUUGGGCUGUACUCUGGGGCCUCGCGGCUUCGAUGCGUUUGUCAAGCUCAAGAGCUACCAUGUAAAGGAGGCCCAGGCUUAA
This is a messenger RNA of Fusarium oxysporum Fo47, 1449 nucleotides long. RefSeq names its product Aldehyde/histidinol dehydrogenase. Gene Ontology annotation, molecular function: aldehyde dehydrogenase (NAD+) activity. The coding region runs from base 52 to 1449 and encodes 465 amino acids. Lineage: Eukaryota; Fungi; Ascomycota; Sordariomycetes; Hypocreales; Nectriaceae. The transcript has 4 exons. The record is from RefSeq and is a predicted model, not a curated record.